AUGCUGAUUCUCCCUCACCACCCUCAGUUAUCAUUUCCUCCCCAAAACCCAAAAGCCCCUCAAACCCUAGAAAUGUCUUCCUCCCUCGCUCUCCGCCAUGCCCGCCACCUCUCAAGCACAGCCACUGCCGCCGCCAACACCACCACAGCCACAGCCACAACAGCUACCAUCUCUAUCUCCAAAGCCAAAGCUAAACUCAAAUCUGAGUACGACCCAGACAAAGCCCUAGAAAUCUAUUCCUCCGUCUCCAAUCACUAUACCUCUCCAGUCUCCUCUCGCUACGCCCAAGAUCUCACCGUUAAACGCCUAGCAAAGUCACACCGGUUUGCCGAGAUCGAAACUCUCGUUGAAUCCCACAAAAAGGACCCUAAAAUCACCCAAGAACCCUUCCUUUCCACCCUCAUUCGAUCAUAUGGCCGUGUCGGUAUGUUCGACCACGCCUUCAAAACCUAUAACCAAAUGGACGAUCUGGGUACACCCAGAUCAGCAAUUUCCUUCAAUGCCCUUUUGACAGCUUGUAAUCAAUCAAAGCUUUUCGACCAAGUCCCCAAACUGUUCGACGAAAUUCCCGCAAAACACGGGUUUUCGCCUGACAAGGUGUCCUAUGGGAUUUUAGUUAAGUCAUAUUGUGAUUCGGGUUCGCUUGAUUUAGCUAUGGAUACAUUGAAAAAUAUGAAGGAAAAUGGGAUGGAAAGAACGACUAUCACUUACACCACGGUGAUGGAUGCCUUGUAUAAGAAAGGGAGAGCGGAUGAAGCUGAGAAAAUUUGGGAUGAGAUGGUGCACAGAGGGUGUGAACUGGAUGUUGGGGCUUAUAAUGUUAGGCUAUUUAAUUUACAGGGUGGUGAUCCGGAGAAUGUGAAGGGUUUGAUUGAGGAAAUGAGCAUUGCAGGGUUGAAACCCGACACGAUUAGUUACAACUAUUUGAUGACUUGUUAUUGUAGGAAUGGGAGAUUGGAUGAGGCUAAGAAGGUCUAUGAGGGGUUGGAGGGAAAUGGGUGUCAUCCUAAUGCGGCAACAUUUAGGACUUUGAUUUAUUAUUUGUGUAGGAAUGAGCAGUUUGAGAAGGGGUACAUGGUGUUUAAAGAGAGUGUGGGGGCGCAUAAGAUUCCGGAUUUUAAUACGUUGAAGUAUUUGGCUGAAGGGUUGGUGAAGAAGUCGAAAAUGAAGGCGGCAAAAGGGUUGAUUCGGACUGUGAAGAAGAGGUUCCCUCCUAAUGUUUUGAAGGCUUGGACAAAACUUGCGGAGGAUCUUGGUUUGGCUUCCUCCGAGUCUGAGGCCAACUCUGGUGGGAUAAAAGAAGCCAGGACAUGAGUAUUGGUAGACAUUUAGGUAAGUAGAGUGCACUUGGAUUCGAUCAUUAGCAAUAUGGAGCAAUAGAUAACCCUGGUGAGAUAAAAGAAGCCAGGACACGAGUAUUGGUAGACAUUUUGGUAAAUGGAGUGAACUUGGAUUUGAUCAUCAGCAAUAUGGAGCGAUUUGAUACAAUUGACUGAGAUGUCAUGAGUGAUGCAAAUAGGGGGUGGCAGCGAUGCUCAUUUGUCAUGAGUGAUGCAAAUAGUGGUUGGCCAGGAUGCUAGUUUUUGCUGCUCGGCUGUGAACUGGAUGUGGAGCUUUCGUUGAAGUUCUUUUAUGUUUCAGAAGAGGUGUAAACACCUUGGUUCAAUUAUUGCCCUUGUUUAGUGUCCAGCAUCUCAUAUAACUCUGAAAUUUUGGUUCUUUUUCUGUCAAGUUUUGUCAUUUUAAUGAGGCUGCUAAUGUGUGGCCUUGCUCAACGUGUUGCAUUAUCAUUUCUCAUACACUUUGGGUGAAUCGGACACUGAUUUUCGUGAUUUCCUUGAGGAUCAACUUAGAAGCUGUUAGCCCAUUGUUGCUCAUUUCUGAAGAGAUGAGCAUAUUUUUGCAUCUGCAGCUGAGCUUUGUGCUCAACGGUGGCCAAUAGAAAGUCCGCAGUAGUAGUAAAUAGCUAUAUUUCAUCUUUAUGACUAAGACACCAUAAGUGGAUGUUUAUUGCAUAUGCAUAUACCGACAAAAUUCAAUUAGUAUCACAUGCUUAUAUGUAGGGCACAUCAUAUAUAUAUGGUAUGUUAUUUUUUGAAUUUUGAUACUUUGUGACAAUGAUAACGUGGUCAACCUGACAGUAGGGGUGUACUUACGCAGAGUGUG
Ilex paraguariensis (yerba mate) is the source of this 2166-nucleotide messenger RNA. NCBI's taxonomy places the organism in Eukaryota, Viridiplantae, Streptophyta, Magnoliopsida, Aquifoliales, Aquifoliaceae. The record is from the annotation of a GenBank genome assembly.